This is a messenger RNA of Salvelinus namaycush (lake trout), 2552 nucleotides long. RefSeq lists its product as uncharacterized. Lineage: Eukaryota; Metazoa; Chordata; Actinopteri; Salmoniformes; Salmonidae. The record is from RefSeq and is a predicted model, not a curated record. Gene Ontology annotation, molecular function: protein binding. The coding region runs from base 125 to 1591 and encodes 488 amino acids. The transcript is spliced from 10 exons.
CCACUGCAUCUAUUUGAGCACCUUGAUCAGAGAGAGAUUCAAUCAGGCAUGGUAAAUCAACACGUUUCGGCUUUUUUCUUUUGAAUGACGACAUUUUUUACAACUAGCAUCUCAGUAGUUUGAAAUGGAUUAUCAGCGCUGUAUUAUCUCAUGUCCUUUGAGAAUACUUUGCCUUUUUAAUCUGGUUUGCUCUGUGUUGUUGUCUAGCUGUCCUCGUACCUGUGACUCAGGCUUCAUCAUUAACAAGUGUAAGUGUGUCCCUUGUCCCGAUGGCUACUACUGGUACACGCUUAAUGGCCGUCCUAAGUGUGACUUCUGUACUGAAGCCUGCUCAGUUGAUCGGCACUUGACACAGGUGAAGGAAUGCCACCGGGACUCAAACCGUGAGUGCCACUGUGACAGGGGCUUUUUCUGUGCCAGCACUGCCCAAUAUACCUGCAGGAGGUGUAAACCGUGCGUGUCUGGCACCUUCUCCAACACAGCAAACCUAGCCAUGUCCUGCAAACCCCACACAGUUUGUGGCCAUAAGGGAAUGACCAUGGUAACAGAGGGCACUGCCUCUCAGGAUCGUGUGUGUGCCCAGACUUCCCCCGCCUCCCCUACAACUACUGCACCUCCACCUGCUCAUAGCUCAAAGAUGUCCCUUCGUUCUGCUAUAUCCAGUGGAGUCAGCACCAACAGAGAACUCCUCAUCACGGGAUCCGCAUCUCGACUGGUUUGGUCUCCUGAGGACUAUCCUACAGCCCCAAUGUACAAAUCUGUAGACCGUUCAUCAGCCGUUCUCAUCAGGUCCUCUCUGUCCCAAGCCAGGAGAGACCCCUCCAUCUCCCUCCCAACAAAGCUCACCACCAGGAGAAAGCCCUGCAAGGUGGACAGUGACACCUCACCUGCAGAGUCUGCCUCUGCACCCCCCCUUACCACAAAAGACAAUGACUCACCUCAUCUACCAGUCCCAGCCUCUAGACAGAGCCCUCCCAGUCUCCCUUUGCUGCUGCUGAUAGUUGGGCUCCUAGGGGUCACUCUGCUGCUGGUUGGUUACUUUGUGGGGUGUAGGGGGAGGUCACUGGAGUCCAUGCACAAGUGGAAAGGUCCAAUAUUUGGGAAAUAUAUUUGUAAGGAAAGUCUAAGAGGGAGCUAUAAAGCGUGGGAGUGCCAGCCUUGUCCUGCUGCCCUACAGACGGCUUCCUAUAAGCAGGCCAAGCUGCCACAGGAGAGAAUCCCACACCUGGAGGCCCAGCAUCUUCUGGGGAGGGAGACUGGGGGAGAUCCUAGACGGGAGGGUACAGGGUCGCAACCUCCAGGGGGCAUGCAGAAUGUCUCAGUAGACCCCUCUGGAGGAGAAAACAUUAGCAACAUAGUGGGGUCCAUAUACAUCUACUCUCCAGGGACGGUUGUCCUGGGAUCCAACAAAUCAGAGAGGGAGGGGGAUCAAGGGGAGAGUAUAGGAGAGGGCUGUCCCCUCACCAGCAAGCCCCAGCAGGAGUCCUCCUACCCCCUCCCUUGGGGCUCCGCUCUGGGGCCAGAGAGAAUGAGUACGCCGAAGGAUACCUGCAAAGAGCUGAGCUACCCCGUCCCAGCCACCAGCAAUUGAAAACUAGAAAAAAAUGGAAAUUGAGGAUUAAUUUAGGGAAGAGUGUGAGGGGGAGCAAGUUCAGUCAAUAUCAUACGAUCUCUGAGAGAGUGGAGACUGAAUAUUAUUUGCUACUGUAAAGACAGACUGAAUUGCAAAAUCCACAGGGGUCUAUGGGCCUUCUAUUAUUAAAGAGUGACAACUUGUUUGAACUGUAUGUUAUGGUCUUACUUCACAGCAGCAGUACUGGGACAGUACCUAAGAGAGGAAUGCAUGUUCUGUUUGAUAUGCGGUGAUGACGCUGUGAGUUGGAGUUUCCCAUGCUAGGGUACAUGUUCACAAUGGCGCCAGACAGUGUGAGAGCUGCCCUCAGCGUUCUGCUCAAAUUAAACUGUAUCAACCACAGAAACCACAAAGACAAGCACUUCAUACGAGGUGUGAAGUAACUUCAAUAACCAUGAUAGUUGGGGUGUAAAGAGCAUACCAUUUUCAUUGUGAAGUUAUACAUGGACUGUCUGGGCAAUUUAUACUCAAACAUAGCCAUGUUCAGCAUAGGGCAUAUUUUCAUUUUAAUCAUUUUAAUGACAGCAUCACAUGAUGACAAUUCUACAAGGCUACUGCCUUAAUGUCCUCUUACAGGGAUGAGCAAUAAUCAUACAAUUCUCUUUCAAAUAAAAUGAUCCACAUUUGCAGACAUGAAGCCGCAUAUAAUUGCUAUGUUAUCAGUAGCCUACAUCUGGUCACAAGCAUUGUUCUGUGAAUUUAUGUUCAAGACAUUGCUAAACAGUAAACUACAUGUAUGAUCUCCAGUCUGUUCCUUGACAGAAAUAGGAGAAUAUCAAAUUAGGUGUCAAAUGAAAGCUAAGGGUCUAUAUUUUUGGUAAAUGAAGGCAUAGAUACAUUUUUCAACCAUUUCCAUCUUAAAGGCUAGGCAUAAGUAAAGGCAUUGAUUUCUGGACAAACCAAUGGAAAAGAGGUCUUA